Molecule: messenger RNA, 1922 nt
Organism: Syngnathus typhle (broad-nosed pipefish)
Lineage: Eukaryota; Metazoa; Chordata; Actinopteri; Syngnathiformes; Syngnathidae
Product: sodium- and chloride-dependent GABA transporter 2-like
Exons: 15
Coding region: 136-1881 (581 amino acids)
Biological process (GO): sodium ion transmembrane transport
Cellular component (GO): membrane
Source: RefSeq, a predicted model, not a curated record
ACAAAGCGCAAAAAGAGUAGAGUAGCAAAAUUUUAGCUCAGUUUGUACACCUGUUGCCAUUUCACUACUGCAUGAAGAAAGGUUGCCACUGUGCUAGGACAAGUGAGUGUCACUUUCAUUUUGUGCUUUUAGAGAAUGUGGAAAAAUAAAUGCAACGUAAAGCCAGGUCAACGUGUACUUCAGAAGAGAGGACACUGGGGCAGCAAGGUGGAGUUUCUUCUGGCAGUUGCCGGGAACAUUGUGGGCCUGGGCAAUGUGUGGCGGUUUCCCUACUUAUGCUACAAAAACGGGGGCGGUGCAUUCCUGAUGCCAUAUCUGGUGUUUGCGGUGACGUGCGGUGUACCGCUCUUCCUUUUGGAGACCACCAUGGGCCAGCACACCCAAGAGGGAGCCAUCACCUGCUGGAGAAAGCUGUGUCCACUGGCUGAAGGCAUCGGUUAUGGGGGUCAGCUGAUAAUGCUGUACAGCUUCAUGACUUACAUGAUUAUUCUUGCCUGGGCCCUGCUCUACCUGGUGUUCUCCUUCAACUCGCCACUGCCCUGGAGCACCUGUGAUAACUACUGGAACACUGCGGAUUGUGUUGAUGUUACAACUUGGAACCUAACCCUAACCCAUACCAACCGUACCAAUGGAUCCUCCGCCGAAGUAGAAUUCUGGGAACGUCGCGUGUUGAAAAUCUCAGGGGGCAUUGAGGAGAUUGGCAGCAUCAGGUGGGAGGUGCUUCUGUGCCUCCUGGCUAUGUGGGUCAUUAGUUACUUCUGCAUCUGGAAAGGCAUAAAAUCAACUGGAAAGGUGGUGUAUUUCACUGCCACUUUCCCUUACGUGAUGCUACUCGUUCUUUUGAUCCGGGGACUCACUCUUCCAGGAGCCAGACAAGGAGUCGAGUUCUACCUUCUGCCUGAGGUGUCACGACUCGCAGACCCUCAAGUGUGGAUGGAGGCCUGCUCGCAGAUUUUCUUUUCGUAUAGCAUCGGUGUGGGCGGCCUGACUGUACUGGGCAGCUACAACACUCAAAGCAACAAUUGCUACAAAGACAGCUUGUGGCUGUGUUUGCUGAACAGUUGUACAAGUUUGGUAGCUGGCUUUGCUGUCUUCUCGGUGCUGGGUUUCAUGGCUCACCAGCAAGGUGUUCCUGUUGCAGACGUGGCCGAGUCAGGUCCAGGUUUGGCAUUCAUUACAUACCCUCAAGCGGUGGCCAUGUUGCCACUGCCUAAUGUUUGGUCCGUCUGCUUCUUUGUCAUGAUCAUCCUCUUGGGCCUGGAUACGCAGUUUGUCGGCAUUGAGGCGGUGAUCACAUCCUUCUCAGACGUAUUUCCCAGACUAUUGCGUCGGCCGGGCAGACGGGAAGGUUUCCUCCUGCUCUUCUGCCUAACGUGUUUCUUCUUGCAGCUCGUCAUGAUCACUGAGGGAGGAAUGUACGUCUUCCAGAUUUUUGAUUACUACGCUUGCAAUGGAACAUGCCUCCUCUUUCUUUGUGUGUUUCAAAUCAUGGCUGUGGGCUGGAUAUUCGGAGCAGAGCGGCUGUGCAGCAUUAUCACAGAUAUGACAGGUGAGCGUGUCAACCCGUUCUUCAAAAUCUGCUGGCGCUACCUGACCCCCUUGGUGACAUUGGGCUCUUUUGUAUAUUCUCUAGUUGAAUACCAGCCCCUGACAUUUAACCGCUGGUACGUGUACCCCACCUGGGCUUACGUAUCGGGCUGGAUGAUGGCCCUGUCCUCCAUCCUUCUGGUGCCAGGCUGGGCGCUGUACAAGUUAAGCACCGCCACCGGAACUCUCAGUCAGCGUCUCCAUGGCUUAUGCUGGCCCAAGCCACCUGACUCUUCGCUGGCCCUGGAAAGCGACACGACACUGCAACACAUCACUGAGGAGGAUCUGGAAUGACUGACACUCAAAAUGACCAUUGUUUCCUUGGAAAUCGGCCC